Molecule: messenger RNA, 5115 nt
Organism: Maudiozyma saulgeensis
Lineage: Eukaryota; Fungi; Ascomycota; Saccharomycetes; Saccharomycetales; Saccharomycetaceae
Source: the annotation of a GenBank genome assembly
AUGGCUCCUUCUACUAAGAGAAAGAGAGAUGAGGAGUUUCCUCUCGCAAGGGAAGAUGCCACACAACAACCAAUAGCAUCUUCAUUGGUCAGAAAUACAGAGGAAGUAUCAUUUCCAAGAGGUGGUGCAUCUGCAUUAACUCCAUUAGAACUGAAACAAGUUGCAAAUGAAGCUGCUAGUGACGUUUUAUUUGGUAAUGAUAAGCCUGUUCCAGAAACUUCCAGACCAAAAAAGAAGAAGAAGACAACCAAAAAGGACAAGAAUGAAGGUGCUGGAAGUACAGAAUCUGAUAGCACCACCGAAAAAUCAUCUGCCAUAGUACAUCAUAUUGGCUUCAAGAACUUGAAGGUAGGAUCAUACUUAUUGGGUCAAGUCUCCAGUAUAUCUAAAAAUGAUAUCGGUGUCACUUUUGCAGAUGGCAUAUCUGGUUAUGUAAACAUGGCUCAUAUUUCUGAACAAUUUACAACUAUGUUGGAAGAUAUGGAUGAAGAUAUGGAAGAAAAAGAAAACAAGGACGAUUAUGACUCUUCCGAUGAUGAAGCACAGGAUAAGAUUAAUGAACUGCCUGACUUACACAAUUAUUUCAAGAUUGGUCAAUGGUUAAGAUCCUACGUUACUGUCAAUACUGCGCUAGAGACUAGAACAAAAAAAAAUCACAAGAAAAGAAUUGAAUUAUCUCUUGAACCUAGUAUCGUCAACACAUUUGCUGAAGAGGAUUUAGUUAAAAAUUGUACAAUUCAAUGUGCUGUUAAGAGUAUUGAAGAUCAUGGUGCAAUUUUAGAUAUUGGUGUAGAUGGAUUUACCGGUUUUAUUUCUAAAUCAGAUGUUCCAAAUUUAAAUGAUUUGUUACCAGGUACUGUUUUCCUAGGUAAUAUUACUAAGAAAUCAGAUAGAACUGUCACUGUUAAUACUGUUCUUGCAAACAAAAAAAAUAAAAUCACACAGAUUUCUGCUGUAGACGCCGUAUUACCAGGUCAAACAGUUGAUUUACUAUGCGAGGAAGUAUCUGAAAAUGGUAUCACAGGUAAAUCAUUUGGUUUAGUUCCAGGUUUUAUUGGAUCAUCUCAUCUAAGAGUUUUCAAACAAGAGGAUAUGAAACAUAAAUACGCAGUCGGUUCUAAUAUUCAGUGUAGAAUUAUCGCAACAUUAACAACAGAUGAUGCCGAAAGAACUUUGGUUUUAUCUACAUUACCUUCAAUCCAAUCUCUAGAUACAUCUUUAUCAAGUAUAGAAGCUUUAGAAGCCUUCCCAAUUGGUUAUACAUUCGAAUCUACCAAAGUUUUGGGCGUUGAUUCACAAUAUCUAUAUCUAAAAUUGAAUGAUGAUCGUGUUGGUAGAGUUCACAAAUCGAAUGUCGGUACUUUGGAAUCCAAAGAUAAUCUAAUGGCCAGAGUUCUUGGGUUUGAUGCUGUCGAUAAUAUUUACGAAAUGACCACCAACCCAGAUACUGUUAAAUUAAAAUAUCUAAGAGCUUCCGAUGUUCCAGUAGGUGAGUUAUUAUCAGGUUGUGAGAUUAUCAAUGUUUCUAGUUCAGGUAUUGAACUAAAAAUUUUAAAUGGACAGUUUACUGCCAAGGUUCCUGCAUUGCAUAUUUCUGAUAUUAGAUUGGUAUACCCUGAAAGAAAAUUCAAGAUUGCAUCCAAGGUUAAAGGUAGAGUUCUUGCUGUUGAUCACAGAGGUACCAUAUUCGUCACCUUGAAGAAGUCAUUAGUUAACAUUGAAGAUAAAGAUAUCUCCCUUGUCUCAUCAUACCAAACAGCUGAAGAUAUUAAAUCUAAAGGCGAAAAGACUGUCGCCUCCGUUCAAAAAUUUACGCCAUCAGGUGCUAUCCUAACCUUCUUCGGUGGUAUUACCGGGUUUUUACCUAACGCUGAAAUUUCAGAAGUUUAUGUUAAGAAGCCAGAACAACAUUUAAGAUUAGGUCAAACAGUCAAUGUUAAACUAUUGAAUGUCGAUGGAGAAAACCACAGAAUCCUUGCAUCAUGUAAAAUUUCUAGUCAAAAAGCUCAAGAACAAAAGGAAAAAAUACAAGACAUAAUCCCAGGUAGAACCAUUAUGAAGGUUACUGUCGUUGAAAAAGCGAAGGAGUCUCUAGUUGUCGAAGUUGCUGAUCUUGGUCUAAGAGGUGUCAUAUACGUUGGCCAACUUUCGGAUAAUAGAAUCGAAAAUAACAGAGCUGCUAUUAAAAAAAUCAUCAUUGGCUCCGAAUUGGAAGGUCUAGUCAUUGACAAAGAUACCAGAACUCACAUCUUCAAUCUUUCUAUGAAGAAAUCUUUGAUAAGGGAUGCUAAGAAACAAAUUCUUCCAUUAACUUAUGAAGAUAUUCAAAAAACUGACAAAUCAACCCCAUUAAACGGUUAUGUAAAGUCUAUCUCAGACAAGGGUAUUUUUGUUGCAUUCAACGGGAAAUUUGUUGGUUUAGUUCUUCCAAGUUAUGCAGCUGAAAGUAGAGAUAUUGAUAUUUCCAAGAUGUAUUAUGUCAAUCAAUCUGUAACUGCCCAUAUUUUAAGAACAGAUGACGAUAAUAAAAGAUUCCUUUUAACCUUGAGAGGUCCUGCUGAUGAAAAAAAGAAAGUAGUGACCGAAAAAAAUUUCGAAGCUAUUGACCCAAGUAUCAAAUCUGUAGAAGAUUUUUCAUUUGGUAAAAUUGUUAAAUGUAAGAUUGUCGGUAUAAAGAAGAAUCAACUUAAUGUUGCAUUGGCCGAUAAUAUUCAAGGUAGAAUUGAUGUAUCUGAGGUAUUUGAUAACAUUAACAGUAUUGAGAACAAGAAAGAACCUUUGAGCUCUUUCAAGAAGGAUGAGAUAAUAGAGGCCAGAAUAAUUGGUACGCAUGAUGCCAAAAGUCAUAAAUUCUCAUCAUCACCAAUCCAAGUCACAAAGGGUUCGAUCCUAGAAUUAUCUAUGAAACCUUCUGCACUAAAGGCAAAGUCUUACGCCCCAACUGAAUUAGCCAAUGUCAAAGUGAGUGAUGAAUUGGUAGGUUAUGUUAAUAAUUACAGAAAUGACGUACUAUGGUUGACUAUAUCACCAUCUUUAAGUGCUAGAGUAUCCGCUUUUGACUUGCUUGAAGAUGAAGAAUCUCUACCGGAAAAUAUCGAGAAUUCAUUCCCAAUUGGUUCUAUAAUCCCUGUAAAGGUUGAAGGAAUCGAUGCUGAACACAAUUGUGUAUCUGCUAUUACAAAAGCUCAUAAAGCAAAAACUAUUUCCGACUUGGUCGUAAGCUCUAAGGUUCCAGCACGUAUCAGCAAAGUGGGUGACAAUUAUGUGCUGUUAGAUUUGGGUAAUAAGUUAACUGGUAUUUCUUUUGCAACUGAUGCCCUUGACGAUUACUCUCUAUCUCUAGAAGAUACUUACCGUAAAAAAAUCAACAAGAUGGUUGUGGCUACUAUUCUAUCUGUCGAUAUCGAGAAAAAGAAGAUCAAUCUUUCUCUUCGUUCUGAUAAUCCAAAGACUCCACUAAUUACUUCUCACAGUGACAUCAAUGAGGGUGAUAUUGUUCACGGUAUUGUAAAGAGAGUUAUGGAUAAAGGUAUAUUUGUUUAUCUAAGUAGCAAGAUUGAUGCUUUCGUUCCUGUUAGUAAGUUAUCUGAUUCUUAUUUAAAAGAAUGGAAGAAAUUUUACAAACCUAUGCAACCUGUUGUCGGUAAGGUUGUUCAAUGUGAAGAAGACUCGCGUAUUUUGUUAACUUUAAGGGAAUCUGAAAUAAAUGGUGAAGUUCAAAUACUAAAGAACUACAGUACUAUCCAAGUAGGUGAUAUUUUCAAUGGUUCUGUUAAGAAUGUCACAGAUUUUGGUGUAUUUAUCAAACUGGACAACACUGUUAAUUGUAGUGGUCUGGCCCACAUUUCUGAAAUCUCAGAUGAAAAGCCUGAAGAUAUCUCAGCACUAUUUGGUCCAGGUGACAGAGUUAAAGCUGUUGUAAUUAAAACAAAUCCAGAGAAAAAACAAUUAUCUUUAAGUCUAAAAGCUUCUCACUUCUCCAAAAGUUCUCCAGUUGAAAAGCAAAAUGAAAAGGUCGAAGAAGAUGACGAGGAAAUUCAAUUCACUAAUGAUAUUGAAUCUGAUGAUGACAUGGAUCUUGACGAAGAGGAAACCAAACCAAAGCGUGAUAUUACUUCUAUGUCUACUGAUGGUUUAAGUUUGAGUACUGGCUUCGACUGGACCGCUGCUAUUUUAGAUCAAGCUAAUGAAGCUGAGUCAGAGUCUGAAGAAGAAGAAGAUUUCACAGAGUCCAAAAAGCAUAAGCACAGAAGAAGAAGGGAAAAGAUUGUUGAAGAUAAAACCAUCGAUAUUAAUACAAGAGCUCCAGAAUCUGUUUCUGACUUUGAACGUUUAAUUAUUGGUAACCCAAACUCAUCUGUUAUUUGGAUGAACUACAUGGCCUUCCAAUUACAACUAAGUGAAAUUGACAAGGCCCGUGAAAUUGCUGAACGUGCCCUAAAGACCAUUAACUUUAGAGAAGAGGCUGAAAAAUUAAACAUAUGGAUAGCAAUGCUCAACUUGGAAAAUACCUUCGGUACCUCUGAAACUUUAGAUGAUGUGUUUAAGAGAGCUUGUCAAUACAUGGAUUCGUUCACUAUUCACAACAAAUUGAUAAGUAUAUACCAAAUGAGUCAAAAACUAGAUGCAGCUGCUGAUUUAUUGAAAGCAACAGCCAAGAAAUUCGGUGCUGAGAAGGUGUCCAUCUGGGUCACAUGGGGAGAUUUCUUAAUUACAAAUAACAGAAAAGAUGAGGCUGCGUCUGUCUUGAGUAAUGCUUUGAAGGCUCUACCAAAACGUGAUCACAUUGAAGUUGUUAAGAAAUUCGCUCAACUUGAAUUUGUAAAGGGUGAACCUGAAAAGGGUCGUUCAUUAUUUGAAGGUUUGAUUUCUGAUGCUUCAAAGAGAAUCGACAUAUGGAAUGUUUACAUUGAUCAAGAAAUGAAAAUUAAAGAAAAAACCAAGGUCGAAGACUUGUUUGAAAGGGUUAUUUUAAAGAAAUUAAGUAAGAAGCAAGCCAAGUUCUUCUUUAACAAAUGGUUAGAAUUUGAAGAAGCCAGCGAUGAUAUUAAGACUUCUGAUUACGUCAAGGCUAAGGCUACUGAAUAUGUUGAAAGAAACAAUAAAGAUGAAUAA